AUGUCGGCUGAUCUGUUUGCCGAAUUUGCCAACAGCAACCCGCCACCUCCGCAGCAGCAGCAGCAGCAGCAGCAGCAAAGACACCAGUCACCGAUUCCACCGGCCGCAACUGGCCAGCAAACGUGGAAUAAGCCUGCGGCAAAGGAUCCCUUCAGCUUUGGCUUCAACGAUUUCACAACAGCAGCAGCGUCACCAAUUGAGAAAUGGCCCCCCGUCCAGUCUCAGCCGACCGCAGCUGUUGGCUGGCCUGCGUCCACAGCGGUCUCACAAGCUGCGCCAGCAUCGCAGGCAUUCAACGAUGCCGAUGACGAUGGCUGGGGAGACUUCGAGACGGCGGAGCCUACGCCGGCGGCAUCUACCAUCAACAAACCUUCCGACCCUUUUGGCAGUUUAGCCUCUCCAGUUAAACAGCCUGAUGUUGUGAACAGGCCCUUCCGAGCGCCUACUCUCGACAUCAUGACCAAUACGUUGGUCGACAUCCAAGCAAAGCCAAAGCCCAAGCCCGAGGGCACCGGCUUCUCAUGGAGUUCGGCACAGGGCAAUUCAAGGCUGUCCAUGAACUUGGCACCUAAGGAUCCCAAUGUGCUGUUCGAUGCCGAUGAUUUCGAGCUCCAGGGACCGGAUGCUGAUGACGAUGACGAUGAGUUUGGUGACUUUGAAACGGUGGCACCGGCACCUCCGCCAUCGAAGCAAAGCUCUACUGCCAAUCCCGCACCUUCGAACAAUUCUGCUCAAUUACUGGACCUGCUCUCCCUUGACAAUCCGCCGCAGAAGCCAUCAGCCCCAAAAGUCACUCAAGUCACUCACAGACAAAGCCCUCCCCAGCCUCUGGGAGCCUUGAGCUUUGGGGCGGCGGUGACAACACUGCCGAACCCGCCAAAGUCGCCAUCUUUCCAGGAGCGAAACCCUUUUCCAGACCUUGGGAUCAAGACGAGUGUAAUAUCCGCCAAAUCUCCCACGAAGGCGCGUGAUGCACCAAAAUCAGCAACUCCAGUUACGGCAUGGCCAACGACUAAACAUAGAGCAACACCUUCCGGGGCCAAGGCAUUCGAUGAUGAUUGGGACGCUUGGGACGAUACGCCUAGUGCACUCGCCAACAAGAAGGAGGCAAGAUCCAGCAUUGAUCACUCUGAAGGUUGGGAUUGGGGCGCUGGCGAUGAAGGUCAAUCCACUGCCAUGAAGGAAAACGAUGACGACCCUCCUCCGACCAAUGUUCCUCCGCCAUCCGUCAUCUUAUCUGUUUUCCCCGAUCUCUUGAGCUCAGCGAAUGCCUUCUUCAAGCCAAUGUCCGGCCAUAGUGCCUCCAUCAAACAGCAGGUUUUGUCCAAUCCCAAAGCAAUUCACUUUCUCCAGGGCUAUAUCCUCCUCGCCACCACUGCCGCUCGAGUGAUUGCCGGCCGCAAACACAGGUGGCAUCGUGACAAGAUCCUGGCGAAAAGCAUGUCCAUCUCCGCUGCCGGCAGCAAGGGCAUGAAGCUCGCGGGCGUGGAUAAGACACAAUCGGCCCGGGAAGACAGAGAGGCAGCAGACGUGGUGGCUGUAUGGCGAGAAUACGUUGGACGCGUGCGGUCUGCUGUUGCGGCUGCCAACGCCGAGGGCAAGCUGGGCCUCAAAGUCCCCGAGCUGAGCGAGAAUAUGCAGGUCACGACGGCCAAGAUGGUGCCGACGGCGCCCAAGCCCUGCGUAAUAUGCGGGCUGAAGAGGGAAGAGAGGGUGCCAAAGGUCGAUUACGACGUUGAAGACAGCUUUGGGGAGUGGUGGGUUGAGCACUGGGGCCACAGAGCCUGCAAGAACUUUUGGACACAGCACGAGCAGAAAUUGCGUCAGCGUUGA
Trichoderma reesei QM6a is the source of this 1833-nucleotide messenger RNA. RefSeq lists its product as uncharacterized. The record is from RefSeq and is a predicted model, not a curated record. The transcript has a single exon. Lineage: Eukaryota; Fungi; Ascomycota; Sordariomycetes; Hypocreales; Hypocreaceae. The coding region runs from base 1 to 1833 and encodes 610 amino acids.